AGCCGCCACCACCACCGCCGCCGCGGCUUGCUGGCGAGCCCCACCGGCCCGCGUUACCGCUCUGCGCGCUCCCGGCACCUCCCCGGCUGCAGCAGCCGGAGAAAGCGAAAGCCAGGCGGCCCCGGCACCCGCGAUCGCGCCGGCUCUGUGCUCCGAGGGCCGUGUUCACUGGGUGCCUACUUCAGGGCUGUGCGCACCUCGCGGGGAGCGGGUGGGAGCUGCAGGGCCCCCGGGCUUUGGGCAGCUGCUGCUCGGCCUUGGCGGAGGCUCGUUCCAGCUCGCCGUUCGGUCGCUGGCCUGGCCCGUGAGCCGCGCGCAGUAUGGGCAGAUGCUGCUUCUACACGGCGGGGACACUGUCUCUGCUGCUGCUGGUGACCAGUGUCACGCUGCUAGUGGCUCGAGUCUUUCAGAAGGCGGUGGACCAGACGAUCGAGAAGAAUAUGAUACUACAAAAUGGCACCAAGAUCUUUGAUUCCUGGGAGAAGCCCCCCCUGCCUGUGUACAUCCAGUUUUAUUUCUUCAAUGUCACCAAUCCUGAGGAGAUUCUCCGAGGAGAAAUUCCCCUACUAGAAGAAGUGGGGCCAUAUACCUACAGGGAGCUCCGGAACAAGGCGAACAUCCAGUUUGGAGAAAAUGGAACAACUAUAUCUGCUGUCACCAAUAAGGCAUAUGUCUUUGAACGAAACCAAUCUGUUGGAGACCCUACCGUUGACUUGAUUAGAACAAUAAAUAUUCCUCUGUUGACUGUUGUGGACCUGGCCCAGCUGCCCCUCCUCCGGGAGAUCAUCGAGGCCAUGCUGAAAGCCUAUCAGCAGAAGCUGUUCGUGACUCACACUGUACAUGAACUGCUCUGGGGCUACAGAGAUGAGAUCUUGUCCCUCAUCCACAUUUUCAAACCUGACAUCUCCCCUAAUUUUGGCCUGUUCUAUGAGAGAAAUGGAACUAAUGACGGGGAGUAUGUUUUUCUGACUGGAGAGGACAAUUACCUUAACUUUACAAAAAUUGUUGAGUGGAAUGGAAAAACGUCACUGGACUGGUGGACCACAGAUACGUGCAAUAUGAUUAACGGGACAGAUGGAGAUUCUUUUCACCCAUUGAUAAACAAGGACGAGGUCCUGUACCUCUUCCCGUCUGACUUCUGCAGAUCAGUGUAUAUCACUUUCAGUGGCUUUGAGAAGGUAGAAGGCCUGCCUGCUUUUCGGUAUAAGGUGCCUGCAGAAAUACUAGCCAAUACCUCUGAAAAUGCUGGCUUUUGUAUACCCGAGGGAAACUGCAUGGACUCAGGAGUGUUGAACGUCAGCGUCUGUAAGAAUGGUGCACCCAUUAUCAUGUCUUUCCCACACUUUUACCAAGCCGACGAGAAGUUCGUCUCUGCCAUAAAAGGCAUGCGCCCAAACAAGGAAGAACAUGAGUCAUUUGUGGACAUUAAUCCUUUGACUGGAAUUAUUUUAAGAGGGGCCAAGAGAUUCCAGAUCAACACUUACGUUAGGAAACUGGACGACUUUGUUGAAACGGGAGACAUCAGGACUAUGGUUUUCCCAGUGAUGUAUCUCAAUGAGAGUGUUCUCAUUGACAAAGAAACUGCAAGACAACUAAAGUCUGUGAUCAACACGACUUUGGUUGUCACCAACAUACCCUACAUCAUCAUGGCACUGGGUGUGUUCUUUGGCUUGGUUUUCACGUGGCUGGCGUGUCGAGGACAGGGGUCUAUGGAUGAGGGAACCGCAGAUGAAAGAGCACCCCUCAUACGAACCUAAUGGAACUUACCUGUGGCCUGAGCUUGGUGAGAGAAUGUGAGAACUGCCCCAACCUGGACCAGGACAGGGGAAACCCUGCAUCCUCACAGGCUCCUGGCCUGUCAAGAAGGAAGUGCAGCACUGGCAAGUGAGAAGACCCUCCUGGUCAGAGGGAAAUGAGCAGGGUGACAUGGCUGGCAAUUAUGCUUUAUAAAAUCAUGUCUCUAGAAAUGUGUUCAUAUGUCUAGAGAGUUUUUAAUAAACUUGUGUAGAAACCUUUUGUGGUUAGGCUCUGGGAGCUGAGGGGAUUUCGUGACCCCUGCUGUAGAUACAAUGUCUGAGUCACAUGUUAAUGUUACUUGGCCUGACCCAAUUCAGUACACUUCAUUCUCCAAACUUUGUGUUCAAAAUAUGUAUGUGUUUCUGUUGUUGUUCCCUAUUCACCUCCUGACACAGAAAGAUGUGGUACCCAGGGUAGAAUGAUAGCUUCAUACAAUGUACCAAGCAAAUGGGUCUGAUUUCCUUUAUUAAAACAUUACAUUUUGCAUCUCCCUCUAAUCUUCAGGCAAAUAACUCAAGUCUUUUGACUGUUUUAUAGUGUGUAGGAAUCAAGUGGGAGAAGGGGUGGGGUGGGGUGGUGUCUGUAAGUAGGCAGCAUUGAGCUCCUGAGGAUUUUUAGUUGUGCUUUUGUGAAGCAAGAGGUUGCACCAGGAAUAUUGGUGAGGGUAAGACAGACAUUUCAUCUAGAAUAGAGUUUGAUGUUAGUUAUGGCAUCUAUAGGCUAACUGUCAGUUUUAGUCAAAGAUGUCUGGAUGUAGGACAGAAUCAAUGACUUCCACACCCCAAGCCACAUAGGAUAGUGACACAGAAUGACAGUGUCUGCAAAUAGUGAGGGGUUAUUUGUAAAAUGAAGAAUGAUGGAAGUCCGUCUGCCAGUAGCUUACAUUACAGAUAGAUCCAGGAAGUCUGCACACAUUAGAGAGACAUUCCUUCUGGACCCAGCCGGUGUGUUGUGGCUCCUUGUCACUAAGUGCCCCCUGCUUCCUGUGACAGUCAUGUUGUGACAGAUGGACAAGUGUUAGACUGCUAGACAGAUGGCACUUCAGAUAAGGAGUCGUGAGAAGAUGCCAAGCUGCUUCUCUUUGGAAGGCAAUGGCUUCCAGUGUAGGACUAAGGACAUUAGUGUCAUAGCGGUAGGACCUCAGCUAUCCUGGAGGGCACUGUCCAUGAUUCUCACAGUCCACCUUUUUAGUUUUUUUUUUGGUUUUACUUUAGGAUUUGUGUGUGUGUGUGUGUGUGUGUGUGUGUGUGUGUGUGUGGCUUGGUUUUUGAGAUAGGGUUUCUCUAUUCAGCCAUGGCUGUCCUGGAACUCGCUCUAUAGACCAGACUGGCCUCAAACUCACAGAGAUCUGACAGCCUCUGCCUCCUGAGUGCUGGGAUUAAAGGCUUACCCCAUUGAUUUUUUUUUUUCAAGGAAACCUAUACAUUAUCUGGCUAGCUGCUUAUAGAAUUUCCUGAAAACUGAAUUUCAAUGUAUUUUAAAAAUUUUUUAAACUGAGACAUCACAUACAUAUUGGAAAUAAAGCAUUGCUUUAAUACACAGGCCCAAAUUUUCCUCUCUUGACACAAAAGCAAUAUACAAUGUUUCCCUUUUUAAAAAAAAAAAAAUUUGGUAUUUUUUGAGACAGGGUCUAUGUAGUCCUGGCUGUUCUGGAACUCACUAUGUAAACUAGGCUGGCCUUGAACUCAGAGAUCUGCCUGCUUCUGUGUCAUGAGUACUGGGAUCCAUGAGCCACCAUGCUUAGCUGAUGUUUCCCUUCUAGAGAGACAAUGUGUUAAAUUUUCACCUUUCCUACUAAUCAAAGUAGAAAUAUUAGAUACCCAAGUCGCCAAAAAUGUGAAACUAAACUGAAAAUAUGACCUUAAAAAUAUAACACAUAUUUUUAAGACUUUGCCAAUAUUUAACUAGGUAGUUGGCAUAUCUUAGUCUUCAUGCUUCAUGACCGGGUCUCACUCUGUAGUUCAGGCUAGUUUGGAACUCACUAUGUAGCAUAAGUUGACCUUGAAUUUAUAGUGAGCCUACCUCAGCCUCCCCAGUGCUGAGAUUACAGGCACGCACUACACCUGUCUCAGCCUCCGCAGUGCUGAGAUUAUACGCACGCACCACACCUGUCUCUAUGCACCUACUUAUCCACACUGAUAAAUUGAUAAGCUAGUGCAUACUAAUUGGUUCAUUCCUAUUUUCAGGAUAUAAUCAUCUCUGAGGAGAUUUUUUAAACACAGAAAUUAUAGCAGUUAAUGAUGUACAUAGUAGACUGAAUCACACAUAGAAAAGGGAGACCAAAAACAGAUUAGUUCUUUAUCAGUGCCAUGGUUGUUAAUAGCAGUGGUUCACUUGGUGUUUUCUUUCUAAAAGGUCCAUGGCAAACCCACAAGGCACAGUCGAAAUUAUAGGUUGAUUAACAAACAUACCCAUUCAGUGUGGGGCUGAAAAUAGCAAGCUCUUCCCUGCGCUCAUUCUUCUGAGGGCAUUAUCCUGGACAGUCCCCAAAGGCUGUGGUCAUCAGCAUUCUCACGCCACAGAGUGGCAGGGAACUGGGAGAGCACAGGGUGGGGGGUGGGCUUUUCCACAUAGGCUCUAGGCUCCACCCAGUGGGCUUUACUUCCUGUUUUCUACAGAGAUCACUAAUUGUCAAAUGGGACAAGCAGUAUACAACUAACCCCUAUUGGGGUUUUUGCUUAAGGGGGAUAAUGUUUAACUGGUUGUUUGUGGUGUGAAUUCUUCAAAAGGCCCUCUGAGCAUUGUUACUGGUGUCAGUCGCUUGUGCCUGGCUUUAAAAAGAAUGACCAGAAUGUUCUUCAUGUGGCUUACAGGGUUGGUUCAUUUGCUGUGCUUCUUGACCUGGUUUCAUUUCUACCCAUAAUACAAUGAAAUGUUUCACUAAUUAAAGAAAGUUUCUAGAAA
This is a messenger RNA of Mastomys coucha (southern multimammate mouse), 4701 nucleotides long. It is a transcript of the gene Scarb2, whose product is annotated as scavenger receptor class B member 2. Gene Ontology annotation, biological process: receptor-mediated endocytosis; protein targeting to lysosome. The record is from RefSeq and is a predicted model, not a curated record. The coding region runs from base 321 to 1757 and encodes 478 amino acids. The transcript is spliced from 12 exons. Lineage: Eukaryota; Metazoa; Chordata; Mammalia; Rodentia; Muridae. Gene Ontology annotation, molecular function: scavenger receptor activity. Gene Ontology annotation, cellular component: cytoplasm; lysosome; membrane.